Solanum verrucosum is the source of this 1912-nucleotide messenger RNA. Its product is annotated as exocyst complex component EXO70H1-like. The transcript has a single exon. Gene Ontology annotation, molecular function: phosphatidylinositol-4,5-bisphosphate binding. The record is from RefSeq and is a predicted model, not a curated record. Gene Ontology annotation, biological process: exocytosis. NCBI's taxonomy places the organism in Eukaryota, Viridiplantae, Streptophyta, Magnoliopsida, Solanales, Solanaceae. Gene Ontology annotation, cellular component: exocyst. The coding region runs from base 5 to 1912 and encodes 635 amino acids.
AUCGAUGGCGCGGCGGCGAAUAGGGAUGAGAGAAAUUUGUUGUUCACCAAAAAGUUCAUCAAAAUCUGAUAGUCCUAAUUCUCCAUCUACUUCACUAUUCUCUUCCCCUUCGCGUUUCUCGUUUUCGCCAUCUCGUCCGAGUUUUUCCGAUUCAGUUAUGAAUCGGACACUCGAGAUGGCGGAACCGAUGAUCAUGAAAUGGGACCCUAACACUACUAACUAUGCUAAAGUAACUUCUCUUUUCUACGAGAGUAGAGGAGAAGCUAAUGAUUUCAUCAAGUGUGUGUAUAAUUUACAGAAGGCGAUGCACUUUCAUUCCAUGGAAAAUUCAAAAUCAGAUAAGCUUGUUCGUGCUCAAUCGUUGAUGCAAGUUGCUGUGAAGAGACUCCAGAAGGAGUUUUACCAGAUUCUAUCGAUGAAUCGAGCUCAUUUGGAUCCUGAAUCAAUAACUACAGUUUCUUCUCGAACUUCAGCUCGUUCGAGUUUGUCUGAGUUUGAAGAUGAGGAAGAGGAUGAUCGUAUUGUUGUUGUUGCUGGUGAGUCGAUUUCUGAAGUAGAGGAUGUAUCGAAUGUUGCAAUGGCGGAUUUGAGAUUGAUUGCUGAGUGUAUGAUUUCUUCUGGAUAUGCGAAGGAGUGUGUGAAGAUUUACAAAGUUAUACGUAAAUCGAUUAUCGAUGAAGCGAUUUAUAGACUCAAUGUUGAGAAAUUGAGUUCUUCGCAAGUUCAUAAAAUGGAUUGGGAAGUUUUGGAUCUGAAGAUUAAGGAUUGGCUUCGAGCAGCAGAUGUAGCUGUGAAAAUAUUGUUCAAUGGAGAGAGAAUUCUCUGCGAUCACGUUUUUUUGUCCAACGAUUCAAUAAGAGAAUCAUGCUUUACUGAAAUUUCAAAAGACGGAUCCAUGAUUCUGUUUAGCUUCCCGGAAAUUGUAGCGAAAAAUUGUAAGAAAUCGCCGGAAAAAGUGUUCCGUCUCCUCGAUAUGUACACCGCCAUCUCUGAACACUGGCCGGAAAUUGAAGCUAUUUUUUCUUCCGAUUCAGAAUCUGUUAUCCGAUCUCAAGUGUUAACGUCACACGACAAGCUCGGCGAGUCUAUAAGGACGGCGUUAGCUGAGUUUGAGACAGUUCUCCAGAAGGAAUCCUCAAAAACACCGAUCGCCGGCGGUGGAAUCCACCAUCUCACCGUCGAUGUAAUGGAUUACGUUACUCUACUUGCCGAUUACAGCAACGUCCUCUCCGAUAUCCUCGCUGAAUCUCCUCCUCCGGCCAAAGGUUCGUUGCCGGAAUCAUACUUCGGUAUAGCCGAUACCGAUGAAUCUCCGGCACCGGCAAUCUCACUCCGAUUCGCUUGGCUGAUUCUCAUUCUUCUCUGCAAACUCGACGGCAAAGCAAAGCACUACAAGGACGUUUCCUUCGCGUACCUCUUCUUAGCCAACAAUCUCCGGUACAUCAUCGUAAAAGUCCGUUCAUCGAAUCUCAAAUACUUGCUAGGUGAAAAUUGGAUAUCAAAACACGAUGAAAAGGUGAAGCAGUUCGCGUCAAACUACGAACGGUUAGGAUGGAGCCACGUCAUUGAAUCUCUCCCGCGAGAACCAAAUGCAUCAAUGGCUCCCCAACAAGUGAAGGAAAUUUUCAAGAGAUUCAAUUCAUCAUUCGAGCAAGCUCACCGAAAGCAUUCAAUGUGUGUGGUAAGUGAUAGUUAUCUCCGCGAUGAAUUAAAAAUAUCCAUCACGGAGAAAAUACUACCAGCUUAUAGAGAGUUUUACAAUAAACAUAGAAAUACAAUAAUAAAAGAGAGACAUUCAGCUCAUGUGGUUAGAUUUUCUCCGGAGGAGGUAGGACAUCAGUUAUCCGAUUUAUUUUUCGGACCGAUUGAAUUAGAAAGAUGUUUAUCAUUCGAGUUUUCUCCAUCGAGAUAA